Molecule: messenger RNA, 540 nt
Organism: Rotaria sp. Silwood1
Lineage: Eukaryota; Metazoa; Rotifera; Eurotatoria; Philodinida; Philodinidae
Source: the annotation of a GenBank genome assembly
AUGAAUACAAAUCAAAUCGAUAAUAAUGUUUAUAUAAAAACUGAAAUGUAUGAAGAUUUUGAAUUAAGAAAUGAUAUGUCACAAGAAGAUCCUAUUAUUAAUGAACAUCAUCGUUCACAUGAUCAUGAAAUAACAGAAAAGUUUAACGAACAUUUACGUAAAGGUUAUCGUAUGUUAAAUCAUGCUUGUUCAGUUUGUAAUUGUCUUCUUCUUCGUACACCUAACCAUCGAUUAUUUUGUGUUGGUUGCAAUGAAGACUAUAUUGAAAACAAAAAAACUCGUAAUAGAAAGAAAAUUGUAACAAGAAAUAAAGGAAAAGAUCAUAUAAAACGUUCAAAAAAAUCAAAAAAAAAUCAAGAACAUAUUGAAAAUAUUAGAAAUUGCAAACAACUUGAAAAUAAAAUAAAAUGGGCUGUUAACAAAUUAAUAAAAAUUCAAAAUCCAAAUCGUAUUAAUGAAAUGUGUACGGUUAUUAUUAAAUUAAAAGAAACAAUAGAAAUACUCAAGAAACAGGGGAGGACAGCUAUCAAACAUCAUUAA